Messenger RNA from Saprolegnia parasitica CBS 223.65, 720 nucleotides. RefSeq lists its product as hypothetical. The record is from RefSeq and is a predicted model, not a curated record. The coding region runs from base 1 to 720 and encodes 239 amino acids. Lineage: Eukaryota; Oomycota; Saprolegniomycetes; Saprolegniales; Saprolegniaceae. The transcript has 2 exons.
AUGUCGCCCCAGUCGGCGUCGUCGUCGUCAAACUCGAUCUCUUCGUCCGAACGCAAUCCAAAGUCCAAGACGUUGCUUGGCGACGGCGGGACGACCGCUGUCGCCUCGGGCACCGCACCGACCUUGGGCUUCAGCUGCAGCACACGCUUGGGCCUCGGCAGCGGCCCGAGCUUCAGCUUCGGCACGGGCCUGGGCCUCUGCUUGAGCACGGGCUUGGGCUUCGGCGGCGGCCCGAGCUUCAGCUUCCGCACGAGCUUGGGCUUCGGCGGCGGCCCGAGCCUCGGCUUCGGCACGGGCCUGGGCCUCUGCUUGAGCACGAGCUUGAGCUUCGGCACGGGCCUCGGCUUCGGCCAUAGCGCGCGCUUGAGCUUCGGCCUGAGCACGAGCUUGGGCUUCGGCGGCGGCCCGAGCCUCGGCUUCGGCACGGGCCUCGGCUUCGGCCAUAGCGCGCGCUUGAGCUUCAGCCUGAGCACGAGCUUGGGCCUCGGCGGCGGCCCGAGCGUCAGCUUCGGCACGAGCUUGAGCUUCGGCCUGAGCAUGGGCCAGCGCUUCAGCUUGAGCAUGGGCCUGCUGCUGCAAGCGAUCCGCUUCCUCAGCGGCGCGGGCCGCCUCGUACUGGGCGCGCACUUGAGCUUCGUGACGGGCUUGCGCGGCAUGAGGAUCCUGACCUACAGCACACAAAUACGACUUAGUCUUCCGGCACGCUCACAGAUAUAUUAA